This is a messenger RNA of Perkinsus marinus ATCC 50983, 1272 nucleotides long. RefSeq lists its product as hypothetical. The transcript is spliced from 6 exons. The coding region runs from base 1 to 1272 and encodes 423 amino acids. The record is from RefSeq and is a predicted model, not a curated record. NCBI's taxonomy places the organism in Eukaryota, Perkinsozoa, Perkinsida, Perkinsidae.
AUGGCAGAAGCAUCGCCACACAACUCUCCCCAGGCUAGUGUUGCCGGUCCAACUGGGCCGACCCUUCCUCGCUGCACAUACGUCAUCGCCAUCGUGUUGGUCCUUUUCUCUGCUCUCUUCUACAGAGUAUACUACCAGAUCUUGAUGAUGGACGUGUCUUUGGAGAGCAUGCCCGAGACAAUACAAGGGAGCAAUUGUCGUGAGAUUGGCCCUCCGAAGGGUGUGAAGAACCUUGGUGGGAUGGAGGACAUUGAGUUCGUCAGUGACGGCUCGUGGGCUAUAGUGUCGAAUAUGGACCCGAAGAUGACCUUCAAGAUGGGGCCUGUGUCAGAGGCCACGUUCCCUCUGUUCGCACUAGACGUCAAAGCUGAGGUCCUCACAGCUCUGCCGUUGGAAGGUUUCCCGAUCGGAAUAUCCUUCCGUCCCCACGGGAUAUCCUAUCAUAGGGAGACUGCCACUCUCGGUGUCGUCAAUCAUGCUUGGGCAUCUGGCGGGGAACGGGUUGAGUUCUUUCGAGUGCGCUUCGAAGGACAACGACCUGUGGCGUUGCUAUACAUGAAAUCCGUUACUUCACCCGAGAUGGGCCAUGGUCAACUCAAUGACAUGCAAAUAUUAGAGGUCGAGCCUAGGGUGAAAUUCUACGCCACAAAAUGGUGGGGCCACCCUUUAGGCGACGAUAAAGGUCCGAAUAUGUUGGCUAAAGGGCGCUUCCUUGCUGACUUGAUACUAGGGUUGAACUCCUGUACCAUAGUCUAUUGUGACGGAGAGAAGUGCCGAGAUACCGGUGGUGCUAGGCCCGGUUACAAUGGGAUCUACAUAUCUCACGACAGGUCAAAGCUCGCAGCAGUAGUCAUGGGUGACCAUGGCCUUAAUCUUUAUGAUAUUCUCCCUGAUGGCGAUCUCCGAAUCAUCGGUCAUGUACACACUGGUAUGCCUCUUGAUAAUAUCUAUCCUGAUCUUGAACGAUCUACUCCACAAAAGCAGAUCUAUUAUACUGCAGGAAUACGAAGACCUGUUGAUUUGCUCUAUGGUUCUGAGAACUUCGGCAAGCCCAAUAUCACUCGAGAGGAUAUAGCUAUCCCAGCUCAUGCAAGGCGUGUGACCAUCGAGUGGGGUGACAACGGUAGCCAGCCAUCUUUCACUAUAGAGGAACUAUACUCCACUCGAGCCAUGCAGAACAUCGGCGCUUGGAGUGUCUUUGCUAAAGCACCGAAGUCCAAGAAGCACAUCCUUGGUUCUUUUCUAGAUACAGGUUUGCUUAUUUGUGACUGA